AAAAACUCAAGCAUCAUUUGCUCAAAUAAUUAAAAAAUGAAGAUAAUCGUUGGUUUAUUUUUAUUACACUUCUUCUCUAUUGCCCAUUGUAAAGAACCCGAUGAAUGUAUUAAGAUACGUAUUAAAUUAGCCAGUAAUACGAAUUUCAAAGGGAAUAAAUGGCCAAAUAAUAGAGUUUUUUACAAAAUAAGUUCAAGAAUCAGUGCACCUUACAGGAAAAACAUAACAGAGGCUUUUGAUGUUAUACAAAAUGAGACACAAAAUUGCGUUACAUUUGUAGAACGCACAAAUCAAAUGCAGUAUCUCAAAAUUAAUAAAAUAAAAGAAGGCUGCUUCUCAAACUACGGAUAUAAUGAAACUGGCGUCGUAUUUAUGGAGUUGGAAGAUUACUGCCUAACCAAUAGGAUGGCUCUGUUGCAUGAAACUAUGCAUAUAUUGGGGUUCGCUCAUAUGCACCAGGUCCCAAACAGAGACAGCUAUGUGGAUAUCAAAUGGGAGAAUAUAGAUGAGGAUUUCAUAAGGCAAUUUUCUAGAUCCUCAUGUGGAUCACAAUACGACAAAUAUUUUCCGUAUGAUUACGAUAGCGUCAUGCACUAUCCUCGUGACGCUACGUUCUUGAAAUGAAUACGACAUCAAUCGAAAUUCCGCAAAGAGCAUAUAAAACAGAAAUGGAAGGUGAUCCGAAUAAAAUUGGAAAAAGUAACAAAUUAAGCAAAAUUGACAUCGCCAAAAUAAAGUACUUCUAUAGAUGUGGCAAUUGAUCUUGAUUCCGUACAAUGACAUUAUAUACAAUUGCAUAUACAUAAUGUAAUUGUAUUUUAAAAUAAUAUGUUACCA
Molecule: messenger RNA, 837 nt
Organism: Contarinia nasturtii (swede midge)
Lineage: Eukaryota; Metazoa; Arthropoda; Insecta; Diptera; Cecidomyiidae
Product: zinc metalloproteinase nas-7-like
Exons: 6
Coding region: 37-624 (195 amino acids)
Biological process (GO): proteolysis
Molecular function (GO): zinc ion binding; metalloendopeptidase activity
Source: RefSeq, a predicted model, not a curated record